AUGACGUCUACUACUGAUACCGCCGUUAAUGCAAACUCUUCGAAGGAAAGCGUGUCAAAGGAUGUUGAGUCAAAUGCGGAGGCCAAGCCUAAGGCAGUGAUCACAGGAAGAGAUAUUCUCAUACAAUACUUCAAGGGAGAUUCCAUAGCAUUGAUAACGUACCGCAAAAUUUGCAACGCAAUUGAAAUGCUUCCAAAAUGGGAACCGGCUGCAAAAAUUCAGUUUUUGGAGCAGUUCCUCAAUAUCAGUGACUUGCUGGACGAUCGAUGUACAGAUCUUGUUACUAAUCUUUCACGAUUGAGUUGGCAAGCAAUACCGAGCGAAAUAAUGGACCGAUAUUUAAGUAUGCUGUGUGAUGUGGCUAUUCGUCAGGUCACUCACACGGAAAUAAUUUAUUGUAGCGCUGUGAGCAAUCUAAUCCCAGUGAUGAAGCUCAACGAAGGAAAAGGGACUACAGAGCUUGCAUUGUCGAUUGAAGAGCAGGAUAAAUAUUAUGCCAUGGCUCAUCGAGUUAUCGCGCAGAUUUAUAAGUGCUUUCCUAUGUCUACCAAAAUCCUCCUAAAGGCGCUUCGCGUCGGAGUUCCGCAUUUUAGCCAUGAUAGUUGGCGUUUUAUCGGUUAUAUGAGAAAUUUGAAUAUGCUUGCAAAAUCUGAAUUCCAUGAUGAUAAGAACUGCACAGCUGACACUGCUAUAUUUGAUAUGGAUGAGGAGCAGCAACAGGAAGCUGACAGUGAUGAGGAUGGCACGAUGGCAAAACUUGACGGUGUUAUGCGAGAUGUGUUAUGCUACAUUGCGAUGAACAUGGCGUUGUUGCUUCUGUCGCGAUGGGUGAUGCAAGUUGGUUACGUCUGGGCAAUGAAGCGAAAGGAGAAGAAGUGUUUUCCAUACUUCUGUCACUCUUGGAAAGUCGGAUGCUCUUGGCUGUACACGUCCGCUACACCUCAUUUAUCUGGCUUUACAUCUGCAGUCUUGAUGAGUUACGCCACAAGGACAUUGGAGCUUUUGUGGUCCGUUAUUGUUCGGCCACAAAUCGCGCAAUCAGAUGUAGCAAAAGGACAUGGGGCUGCUGCCUAUCUGGCUGCUUUUCUAGCUAGAGCAAAAUACCUUGACCUGCAAUUUUGCCCGGUGUCAUCAGGCAUGGAGCAUUUUACGCAUUGUGUCAGGCAUUCUUCAUUAUUUUCUCAUUUCGGUAUAAAGAAAUGGUUAAAAGCGGAGAUAUUGAAGAAAUUGGAAGGUGGGGACUUGGACGCAUCGUUCAUUCGUCGCUGGAUCCACUUAAAUACGUUGUUAGACCUGUUGGAUUGUGCUUUUGCUGCUAUUAGUCGGUCUCUGCAGUUGGUAUAUUGCAAUCAUUUGUUGCCGUUUGACGCAGGCACGAAACUGCCUUUCGAACCUAUGUUCCCGUUCGAUUCUUUCAAACUUAAAAGCUCAAUAACACUGGUGUGCUCACAAAUGCGACGCUUUUCUCCUUUGGCUGAGGACAAGUCAGAAGUAUCAUCUGUAUUGCGAAGCUCUCGAAUCAGCACCUCUGUCAAUGAAGACAACAUGGAUUUCCUUGAAGAGGAUGAUAUGAUUAUAGGUUCAUACAGUGACACCCGUCCGUCAGGUGUACCGCAGUGUGGCUACCAGCCCUCCAUGUUCACGAUAUAUUCGACUAGUCCAGGUCUCAGACACAUUGGAAUCCUAUGGAUAUGA
Molecule: messenger RNA, 1695 nt
Organism: Ostertagia ostertagi
Lineage: Eukaryota; Metazoa; Nematoda; Chromadorea; Rhabditida; Trichostrongylidae
Source: the annotation of a GenBank genome assembly